Messenger RNA from Entrophospora candida, 1053 nucleotides. The record is from the annotation of a GenBank genome assembly. NCBI's taxonomy places the organism in Eukaryota, Fungi, Glomeromycota, Glomeromycetes, Entrophosporales, Entrophosporaceae.
GACAAUAAUAUUGAUGACAAUCAUACAGCAGGUAAUACUGGUGAUAGUACAAGUGAUGUAGAUGGUAAUAAUAUUGAUGGCAAUAAUAUGGAGCCUACUAUUAGUGAAUAUGAGAGAGAGAGAGACACUUUUAACUCUGGUAAUGGAAAGAAUGGAAAUAAUAAGGAUUUAAUUAAUUUUUUAACUAAAAAUAAUCUGUCACUCGAUAGUGAUCCAGAAUGCCUGUUUCAAACCUUAAAUGAAGAUUUACACAAAACUUUUGGAUAUUCAGACAAAACAAAACUUGUUUCAGAAGAUUUGUUAAUUGAAAAUAUCAACGUAAUAAAUGGGUUUAAAAAACUGGAUCAAAUGAAAGAUUUUGUUGAAAUUUUAGACACUUGGCUUACAAAACUUCCAGCUCCCAUCAUCAAUAUAAUUUCAAAUGACAAUACAAUUGCAUAUAGUGACAAAAUUAUUAGAUAUAAUAAAAAUGAAAGAGCCGCGAUCAAAUUACAACAACUAUUUGAAAACAACAAAAAUUCUAAACCUUCUUCUCCAUGUUCUAAUUCAAAUAUGAUCAAUUAUUUAGAUACCCCGACAAUUAUAAUCAAUGAUGAAACAAGUUUGAUUAAACGUAUUAAGCAGUGGUCUAGUCAGGAAAUUAUCUCAAUUAACAUGGAAAAGGCUAUUCAAAUUCAUAGACUGUACCACACUUAUACAUUAAACAAUCUAUACAAAGAAUUGGAAGCUUAUUGUAAUUCAAGAGGGUUUAAUAAAAACCAACAAAAAAGUUUCAUAAUUCAAAUGAUUAUGAAUACAUUAAGUAUAAGUGAUCGGGUAGAGAGAAUGAAGAGAAGAGCUGCUAUUCGUGUUAAAUAUUUGUUGGAGCGAAAUUAUGACUUUAUUACUAUGAUAAACGCAGGGAUUAAUAUCACAAUGCUUUACAUGAAAGAUAACGACUGGAAUAAUUUUAUUAAACACCUAAAAAACACAGAAGGAACUGUCAUGGAUAUUAAACAACAAUACAUUUCCAGUAUUGAAAGUUUCAAUUUUAAACAAAAUCAAUCUAGAUAA